Myxocyprinus asiaticus (Chinese sucker) is the source of this 4017-nucleotide messenger RNA. RefSeq names its product endoplasmic reticulum oxidoreductase 1 beta (gene ero1b). The record is from RefSeq and is a predicted model, not a curated record. Gene Ontology annotation, biological process: protein folding in endoplasmic reticulum. The transcript has 16 exons. Gene Ontology annotation, cellular component: endoplasmic reticulum membrane; endoplasmic reticulum. Lineage: Eukaryota; Metazoa; Chordata; Actinopteri; Cypriniformes; Catostomidae. The coding region runs from base 107 to 1564 and encodes 485 amino acids. Gene Ontology annotation, molecular function: FAD binding; protein-disulfide reductase activity; thiol oxidase activity.
CCCCAGCUUUCAGAAGCGUUAUUAUAUGCUGAGUUAUAGUUCAUCUUUGAAAUAUUGGCGUAGUUUCAACAUUUAUGUUUAGUUUACUGGAAACGCUGCAUCAGCAAUGUUCAAACGCACAAUACUAAUGAUUUUACUCGGUUUAUUUUUCGGGAAUUUCACAUGUGGAUGGUAUCAAAACAACGUGAAGAGCAAAAGCCAACAGCUCACGCAUGUUUACACAGAGACUUCAGACAGUCAGGACCAGAGCUGCUUAUGUCAUUUAACAGGUGUCUUGGACGACUGUUUCUGUGACAUCGAGAGCAUUGACGUCUUCAACAACUUCAAAAUGUAUCCUCGCAUUCGCAAGCUCAUAGAAAGAGACUUCUUUCGAUACUAUAAGACGAACCUGAAGCGACCGUGCCCAUUCUGGCCUGAUGAUGGCCAAUGCUCCAUCAAAGACUGUCACGUAGAGCCAUGUCCAGAGAGCAAAAUCCCUGUGGGAAUUAAAUUCGGCAACUACAACAAGUACUCUCAGACCGCCAACAACGUCGAUGAUGUCAGAGAGUGUGAACAGGCGCAUGAAUUGGGUGCCAUUAACAGCACGCUGAGUAAUCAGAGUAAAGAAGCGUUUGCAGACUGGGCUCACCAUGACGAUGCUCAGGAUCAUUUCUGCGCGUUAGACGAUGAGAUGUCUCCUGAAUCCGAGUAUGUGGAUCUGCUGUUGAAUCCAGAGAGAUACACGGGAUAUAAAGGACCAUCAGCCUGGAGAGUGUGGAACAGCAUUUAUGAAGAAAACUGCUUCAAGCCAAGAUCAGUGUAUCGUCCUCUCAAUCCUUUGGCUCCCAGUCGAGGUGACAAUGAUGGUGAAGGAUUCUACAAGUGGCUUGAAGGUCUGUGUCUGGAGAAGAGAGUUUUCUAUCGUCUGAUCUCCGGUCUGCACAGCAGCAUUAACAUCCACCUGUGUGCUGAAUACCUGCUGAACGAGGGUUGGGGGAAACCAGUUUGGGGUCCAAACAUCCAUGAGUUCCAUCAGCGGUUCGACCCGGCCGAGACGAAGGGCGAGGGCACUCGGCGACUGAAGAACCUGUACUUCCUGUACCUGAUCGAGCUGAGAGCACUGUCUAAAGUGACUCCGUACUUCGAGCGCUCCUUCAUCAAUCUGUACACAGGAAACACACAGGAGGACACAACGACCAAAGAUCUGCUGCUGGAGAUACUCAACGAGACCAAAGCGUUCCCAAUGCACUUUGACGAGAGCUCCAUGUUUGCUGGCCACAAAAUAGAGGCAAAAACUUUAAAGGAGGAGUUCAGGCUUCACUUUAAAAACAUCUCUCGUAUCAUGGACUGUGUCGGCUGCAGUAAAUGUAGACUCUGGGGAAAGUUACAGACUCAGGGUUUGGGUACGGCUCUCAGGAUUCUCUUCUCUGAGAAAGAAAUCAAGAAUCUUCCAGAAAACAGCCCAUCAAAGGGCUUCCAGCUCACACGACAGGAGAUUGUGGCUCUACUCAACGGAUUCUCUAGACUUUCCACCAGUAUAAAAGAGUUGCACAACUUCCGGACUCUUCUGAAGGAUCAUAGGUAACACACAUCCAGGUGGCACCAGCCCAGUGGACUCUGCAAUAGUCUUAUCUGCCCCAGAAUAAGACCUCUCUCAGGGACUGCGGGACAGAAGUCUGCUGGACCCUUUUACUCUAGAUCACAUCUAAAACACUUCUGCUCAGCUUUCAUGCUUCAAGAGACUCAAAAUCACUCAAAACGGCGUGCAAGAUCUGAAAACUUCUCACGUUGACUUCAGACAUGCAGGCUGUUAAUGCAUCUCUGUGUGUGCAAACAGAUUUCAGACUUCUCGUUUUUCUCGAUCAUCUCUGACAAACUGGACCGUUCUCUUCUACGGUUCACAAAUUGGUGGUGUUUUUCCUUCGUUCGCUUGUGUUGGUAUAUAUUUUUUUUUUUUUGGCCGGUCUUUGCGUCCAGGUUGGUUUCUGCCAAGUACAACUGUAAUUUAAUAAUUUUUUUUCUUUCAAAACGGUUAGUGAAUGCAUUUUUUGUGUGUCCCUCAAAUCAUUUAUGAUAGAUUUUAGAUGCAGGAGCCGCAUGCGUGUCUGAUGUUAUCCAUAAUGACAUUUUUGCUGUUUACAGGACCAUAGAACUUAUUUAAAGCGUUAGCUCACACAAAAAUGAAAAUUCUGUCAUCAUUUACUCACCCUCAUGUUGACUUUUACAAUUUUCUGGAGAAAAUUGGCAGAAUAUUAUAGACAAAAAAAGCACCCUAAAUGUAUCAUUUAAGAAGUCCAUACGACUCGUGCGCUGAAUUCCAAGCCUUCUAAAGUCAUACGAUGGUGAACUGACCAAAAUGUUUUUAUUUAAAUGAGUUAUUAUUCACAAAUCUCACUCCUGUUCUUGCGUUUAACGUGACUGAUCACAAUGUGGCAAGUUUGAAUCAGCAGAAGUGUGAAUGAGAUUUGAGAGCUUUGGCGGAGGGGACGAUUAUCAGUUAAUAACAACUUAAAUUUGUGUCUGUUUUCAUUCUUUUUAAACAUAAAAAUCAUUUUGCAUUUCACCAAAGAACGUCAUACAGGUUUGGAACGAUAUCUGGAUGAGUAAAAGAUGAAUUUUCAUAUUGGAGUGAACUAUCCCUUUAUUUGUAUAAACUUGAGAGAAGAAAAUUUUGCUUUUGAUUGUUACAAGUUUAAGCAUCACUUUACAAGCAAUAAUAUUCCUCCAUUUAGUCCAGAAUCAUUAAACGUGGCUUAAGAGAGAAAUCCAUAAGCAAAACCAAUAGAAACAGAAUUGCAAAAGUCUUUAAAGUUCUUGACUAUUAUAUUUAUAGCACAGCUUCUUUAAGAAUUCUUAAAAUAUCACUUGAAAGGCGUCACAUCUUAAAAAGGCAGCUCGCUUUUUCCAGUUUUGUAAGUUCUGACAUUUGCAAAUGUUCCUUCAAGACAUUUCUAUUAAUAACUUAAAACGACGCAUGUUCUUAAUCACCUGAAGACGCCAUGUGCACGUGUGUGCUGUCUAAUCAGAGUUAUAUAAAGUUGCGAGGGUUCGAGAUCGCUGUGCUCUUCACAAACACACUGUCGAAACAAACGCCUGUUUGAUUAAAUACUGAAGUGUGAAGUGAUUUGAACCAAAGCCGCUUUGUUCUGCUCGAUUGUCCUGACGUCUCCUGGAAUUUUCAUUUUUACUUCUGUAAAGAGUGAGUUUUGCUGUUCUUUUCUUUAAUUUUAGGUCUACCUUUGUAGGCGAAUAAUUCCGGAGGAGUAAUUACAUUUAGCGAUAAUCGCAUAAUGUCAGGCUGAAGUUAAGAUGAAGAGCAGCUGUGUGAGUGUGUGUGUGUGUGUGUGUGUGUGUGUGUGUGUGUGUGUGUGUGUGUGUGUUGGACUAAGCAGUGCAUGCUUUCGACAACACCAUAACAUUCUUGUCUGCCUUUAAUAUUUUCAAAAAUACUGUAAAUAUUGCUCAUGUGUGCCUCCCUUGAUUAUGAUUGUAAGAUUUCUGUCUCCUUUAACAGUUUCUGGCCUAAUUUCUUGCAUUUAGUUCAUUCAAAACUGUUCAAAAAGUUACAAAUGAAGAAAGUGUCAGCCUAUGAUUGGAUCAGAUAUUUGAUAUUAUCGCAUCGUUGGGAGAAUAAGCAGGCCUGGUGGAAUCUGUGAACUUCUCACAUUUUCUCUGCUGGUUUUCUGCGUAAUUUGGUGAAAUGGAUUAAACAGGUUAAAAUACUUUAUACACCGCUGAGAGUACUUCACUCUUAUUAGUAGCUGAACACAAAUCAAAUUAGCUCAAAAGUUGUAUUAAACGAAUAUAAAUGUGUGAAAUGACGGGCGUUCCGAUUCUGCGGGCACUGAUUCCGUGUCGGUCUGCUGAUAAUUGUAAAUUUUUUUUUUUUUAUAAAUCUUCCCUUCACAUUCAAGAUUCUCUGCCUUUAUAAUGGUCAGAACAUUUCAAACAAGAUAAAGAAAGAUAAAGAUGCUUCUGUAUUGUGUGUUUGUCAAGAUUAUUUAUUUAACAGAAAUAAAUAAAUUUAUCUGGUUGUCA